Phyllostomus discolor (pale spear-nosed bat) is the source of this 4973-nucleotide messenger RNA. It is a transcript of the gene TBX18, whose product is annotated as T-box transcription factor 18. The transcript is spliced from 8 exons. Gene Ontology annotation, biological process: cell fate specification; morphogenesis of embryonic epithelium; regulation of transcription by RNA polymerase II. Gene Ontology annotation, cellular component: nucleus. Gene Ontology annotation, molecular function: RNA polymerase II cis-regulatory region sequence-specific DNA binding; DNA-binding transcription factor activity, RNA polymerase II-specific. Lineage: Eukaryota; Metazoa; Chordata; Mammalia; Chiroptera; Phyllostomidae. The coding region runs from base 929 to 2758 and encodes 609 amino acids. The record is from RefSeq and is a predicted model, not a curated record.
CAAAUAAAACAUAAACAAACAAAAAAUAAGCAUAUCUAAUGCCUUGCCAAGCAAAGAGUAGGCGCAGGAACGUUUAAAUGAGAAAAAAAUGGGCCUGGUGGUUGCAAAUUCUCCCUAUUCCUCGAAAUGUUCUGAGUUGUAACAAUAUUAACUGAUAAGGGAGUUUCCGGUUUUUAAAAAUAUUCUUGAUAGUUUAACUUGGUGAUCAUCUAGGUUUAAAGCCAGACGCCUCAGCGGUUCCAGGUCCUGAUGAGGAAAGCCGGGGACUGGGGCUGGCCUGGGCUGGACGCAAAGAGGCUGACCCUGUUCGUCUCCCGGGGUUGGCAGGUCCGAGCCAGGCGGCGGCGCUUUUCGCUCUAGGUUUUUUGCAACCUUGUAAGGAAGUGGGCGCGGGCUGCGCGGAGUCGGCGCCUCCUGACUGGCCGGCCUCCGCUGUGAUUGGCAGGGCCCGGCACUCCACCCCCGCCGCUUUAUUGACACUAAUGAGCAAGUUCUUCCCACCGCUCUCCUGACUGGAAGUGCUGACAGAUCAAGGCAACAAAUUUCAAUUACAAUCCCUAAUUUGUGUCCGCAGAGUGUUUUUUACCCAUGUUAGUGCUCUUUGGCGCAUCAGUCGAGGCAGAUCUUGGAAGAGCAGGAAGCGGUGGAAGGGGUGGGAGCGAAGGAAUGCAUCAGUGAGAGAGAGCGCGCGAGAGACCGAGCAAGGGAAACUUGGCGGGCGCGCUGUUAGUUCCUCGGAUCCCAACACAAGCGAGAAAGAGGAAACGCCAAAUUUGUUUUUUUGCCCGCGGCGGGGAAGGGGGCAGAUCUCGGCCUGCGGGAGGCCCCAAGAGUCGUUCAAAUUUUGGAGGGGGAAGGAGAGGGAGUGUGCGCGUGUGCCUGCGUGAGUGUAUAUGAGCGAGGGGCGGGCGGGCGCCUGGCGGCGGGGAUGGCCGAGAAGCGGAGGGGCUCGCCGUGCAGCAUGUUAAGCCUUAAAGCGCACGCCUUCUCCGUGGAGGCGCUGAUCGGCGCCGAGAAGCAGCAACAGCUUCAGAAGAAGCGGCGGAAGCUGGGCGCGGAAGAGGCGGCCGGGGCGGUAGAUGAUGGAGGCUGCAGCCGCAGCGGCGAAAAGGGCUCUUCAGAAGCAGACGAAGGCGCUGCACCCCCGCCGCCGACCGGGACGGCGUCCGGGCCCGCCCGGAGCUGCGCGGACCUGGAGCUGAGCUGCGGCUCCCGUGGAGCCGCGGGAGGCUGUGAGGAUGGCUUCGUCCAGGGCGCUUCCCCACUGGCGUCCCCGGGAGGCUCCCGGAAGGGCUCCCCGGUGCCCGCCCUGGCCAGGCCCGGGACCCCGCUGCCCUCACCGCAGGCCCCGCGGGUGGAUCUUCAGGGAGCUGAGCUCUGGAAGCGCUUUCACGAGAUCGGCACGGAGAUGAUCAUCACCAAGGCGGGCAGGCGCAUGUUUCCAGCAAUGAGAGUGAAGAUCUCAGGAUUAGAUCCUCAUCAGCAAUAUUAUAUUGCCAUGGAUAUUGUGCCAGUGGACAACAAAAGAUACAGGUAUGUUUACCACAGCUCCAAGUGGAUGGUGGCUGGAAACGCUGACUCCCCGGUGCCACCCCGGGUGUAUAUUCAUCCAGACUCGCCUGCCUCAGGAGAGACUUGGAUGAGACAAGUGAUCAGCUUUGACAAGCUCAAGCUCACCAACAAUGAACUGGAUGACCAAGGCCAUAUUAUUCUUCAUUCUAUGCACAAGUACCAACCACGUGUCCAUGUCAUCCGUAAAGACUGCGGCGAUGAUCUUUCUCCUAUCAAGCCUGUGCCAUCUGGUGAAGGAGUGAAAGCAUUCUCCUUUCCAGAAACUGUCUUCACGACGGUUACGGCCUAUCAGAAUCAGCAGAUUACUCGCCUGAAGAUAGAUAGAAAUCCAUUUGCCAAAGGCUUCCGAGACUCUGGGCGUAACAGAAUGGGUUUAGAAGCUCUUGUGGAGUCAUAUGCAUUCUGGAGACCUUCACUACGGACUCUCACCUUUGAAGAUAUUCCUGGAAUUCCCAAGCAAGGAAACGCAAGUUCUUCCACCUUACUCCAAGGUUCUGGGAAUGGCGUCGCUGCCACCCACCCUCAUCUUUUGUCUGGCUCCCCUUGCUCCUCUCCUGCCUUCCAUCUGGGGCCCAAUACCAGCCAGCUGUGUAGUCUGGCUCCAGCAGACUACUCCGCCUGUGCCCGGUCUGGCCUCACCCUCAACCGAUACAGCACGUCCUUGGCCGAGACCUACAACAGGCUCACCAACCAGACCAGCGAGACCUUCGCCCCGCCCCGGACUCCCUCCUACGUGGGCGUGAGCAGCAGCGCCUCGGUGAACAUGUCCAUGGGCGGUGCUGAUGGGGACACGUUUAGCUGCCCACAGACCAGCCUGUCCAUGCAGAUAUCGGGGAUGUCCCCGCAGCUGCAGUACAUCAUGCCUUCACCCUCGGGCAACGCCUUUGCUGCUAACCAGACCCAUCAGGGUUCCUAUAACACUUUCAGGUUACACAGCCCCUGUGCCUUGUACGGAUAUAACUUUUCCACAUCCCCCAAGCUGGCUGCCAGUCCUGAGAAAAUUGUUUCUUCCCAAGGAAGUUUCUUGGGGUCCUCACCGAGUGGGACCAUGACCGAUCGGCAGAUGUUGCCCCCUGUGGAAGGAGUGCACCUGCUUAGCAGUGGGGGUCAGCAGAGUUUCUUUGACUCUAGGACCCUAGGAAGCUUAACUCUGUCAUCAUCUCAAGUGUCUGCACAUAUGGUCUGAUGAAGCCUUUAAGUUAAAUUACUUUUGAAUUGAUCUUAUGUAUUUUCUUUCUUUAUUGUCUUGUUUUGAAAGCAAUAUGAAAAGAAACUAUCAGUAGCUUGUAAAAUGUACAUACAAUGGAGAAUGGAGCCUCACUGAGUUUUUUUACUUUCUCAUGGUGAGAUUGUAAUUAUCUAUGGUGUAUAUGUAUGCUGUAUUUAGCAUGUGGAGUUUCGAAGCCUACAAAAACCACACCCUCCCUGUUUUCCCCUCUACUUCACCCAGUUGCACAGCGUAUUGGCAUAAGUGUAGCCUGUUUAGCCGAAGUUCUCAGACUCUUUCAAAAACCAAACAGCAAAUUUAAAACUUGGCAAUGAUACUAACCAGACUAAGACUUAUAACAAGGUAUCAGAAAAAUGCUCCAUACAGUUUUAUACUUGAGUGUUGAUAACCAGCACAUGGAAUCUUGUGAUUUCUGUUAUUGUUGGGUACAGUGUGAGAAACUAAAAUGCAACAGCCAACUGAAGUCUUAGUAUUAGUUCAGAAGUAUUUAUAAUCAUGAAGGAUUAGCUUUUGUGUUCCUGCUUGCUCUUAUCACAGAUACUAGAUGUCUGUGGUUCUGUAAAAACCCAUAAUCCACAAUAAUUAUUUUCCUAAGGAAGGCGGAGGAGAAGCUUGUGAUAGUUUUCAUUUUCCAUUGAGCAUAUAAGAGAUAUUCAUUCAUCUGCAGAGAAUAAAUUUCCAGUAUUUUGGAUUUUUUCCUCAUUUUAUUUAGUUUAUCAAGUAGACCGUUAAAGAAUGUUCUAUAAAUAUUUUUAAGUUCCAAUUUCACUAGGGAAAGAAUAUAUGAGUGGAAUGGCAAAGAGAAAAUAAAUCCAUGUCAAAUUCUUUGAUCCCAAUGAGAAAUGCUUAUCUUUUUAAAUCAAGAAGAAUAAUAAUUGUCAGCUACCCCUUAGAUUUUUAUAGUGUGGUUUUUUAUUCAGAAUAUUUUUUCCAUCUUGCUUUGAGACUCCUGACCCAUGGUCUAUAAGUAAGGAAAAAGGCAUUUAUGCUACUUAUUUAUGUCCUGUAACUCCUACAAAUUGAAAUCUCCACCCUCCUUAACCCUGUCCCUCAGUGUGAGUCAUUCCCAAAAUGGAUAUAUUCUGCAUGGUGUUAAAUAACGCCAUAAAGAAUUUCAGGGGGUUAUCUCCAACAAUCUGUCUUUUGGGGGCUGUAGUGCAAAGGCCAAAGCCCAUUACUAUAAAGCCUCUCUUGGAGGACUAGGAGGAAGAUACUAAUUAUGAUAAAGGAGCUAUAAAACUUUUAACCCCCAACAGCAUUUCUAACCUCAAAACCAGAAAAAUGAAAACAUUGAUUACAAAAACCCCUAAAAUAAUGUAUACCUGAUUUUAAAAUGUCAAAACAAGUAACCUUGAUAGUUCUUAUGAGAUGAAUAGGAAAGGCUAAGAAUGCAUGAUGGGAACAAUGGCAUAUGUCUGUUGAGAAACUAAAACAAUGUCCAUUGCCUCACUAUAGCUCAUGUAUUUCCAAGCUAAAGCAAUAUGAUUGCCUCUCAGCGCUAAACAGUUGCUUUAACUCAUCCCUAGUUUAGAUGGGGAAAGAGUGUAGCUCCUGAUUUUCUUCACUUUAAAGCAGCAUGGCUGUUGAAUGUUUUGGAGGAUUACUAUUUCAACAGGAUUUGCACAGGAUGUGACUGUGUUUAUAGAUAUUGAUAAGUUUCUUUGUGCAUUCUGUAACAGUUCAUCAAAUUAAUUUUUUUUAAAUUUAAGAUUAGCAUGGAGGGACAUGAAAUAUUUCCAAUAGGUAGAUCUAUAUGAGGUAUUUGUGUAUGGUAUUAAAAGCUUGACAAAGAUUUGGGGAAAGUCCUCAUGAGUACAUCCCAGCCUUAGUGCUUAGUAUAAUUUAAGGAGAACAAGAGAGUUUUUCAUCUUCAGGAAACAUGCAAGUGAUAAUCUAUACCCAUAUAUAUUAAUAAGAUAAACAUUUUCCUUUUGCUAUUAUUAAUUUGAGAUGAAACCACAAGUAUUAUUAAUCUUUUUUUGAUUUAGCAAUAUUGUACAAAGGCUGUCUCCUUUAGGUUAUACUGUAAAUAUUAAUCACCAUGUCACUUCAAUGGCUAGGCUUUUAUCAUUAUAUUAAAUGACAUAUAUGCAUUGAUAAUUAUAAUUAUAUAUCUGUAUUUUAUUAAAAAGUGCCUGAGAAAUUAUAUAUUAAAGUGUGUUACUAAACCCUU